CAUAAAGUCAUAAAUACAGUUAAAAACAAGAUUGCUUCAGAAAUAUAUGAGCCUUCCAGUUCUUUAUAUUGCUCUAAGUGGUUCACAGAAUUCAAGAAAGAUGGAUUGAUAUGCAUUGUUGUUCAUGAUCUACAGCCUCUCAAUAUAGUUAUUAUUUGCAACUCAGAGAUACCUCUGCUCAUCAAACAGCUGGCUGACACCUUCAGCAGACAGGUAUGUUAUGAAGUUUUCAGUCUUUUUAUUAUCUUUGAUCAGCAUUUGCUUUCAGUAGGCAGCAGAAAUCUGACAAUCUUCCAAACACUUCUGGGCAUUUUUUGGCUGACCAUGCUCCUGAUAGAAUAG
Molecule: messenger RNA, 342 nt
Organism: Guyanagaster necrorhizus
Lineage: Eukaryota; Fungi; Basidiomycota; Agaricomycetes; Agaricales; Physalacriaceae
Exons: 3
Source: RefSeq, a predicted model, not a curated record